This is a messenger RNA of Penicillium cosmopolitanum, 486 nucleotides long. Its product is annotated as tropomyosin. Gene Ontology annotation, cellular component: actomyosin contractile ring; actin filament. Gene Ontology annotation, biological process: actin filament organization; mitotic cytokinesis. The transcript is spliced from 3 exons. The record is from RefSeq and is a predicted model, not a curated record. Gene Ontology annotation, molecular function: actin filament binding. The coding region runs from base 1 to 486 and encodes 161 amino acids. NCBI's taxonomy places the organism in Eukaryota, Fungi, Ascomycota, Eurotiomycetes, Eurotiales, Aspergillaceae.
AUGGAUAAGAUCAAGGAGCGUAUGAACGCCCUCCGUGUGGAGGCUGACGAGGCUCACGAUGCCGUCGAGGAGCUGAAGGCCAAGGUCAAGGACCUGGAGCAGGCCAGCCUCGCCAAGGAGCAGGAGAUCACAUCCCUCAACCACCGCAACCAGCUCCUCGAGGAGGAAGUCGAGAAGCUUGAGUCCUCCGUUAAGGACGCCAAGGACGCCGCCAACCAGAGUGCCCAACACGACACCCAAAAUGAGGCCCUCCAGCGCCGGGUGCAGCUCCUCGAGGAGGAGGCUGAGGAGAACGACAAGACUCUGCGCGAGACAAAUGAGAAGCUCCGCCAAACCGACGUCAAGGCCGGCCACUACGAGCGCAAGGUGCAGGCACUGGAGACGGAACGCGACCAGUGGGAGGCCAAGUACGAGGAGAUGGCAGAGAAGCACGGCAAGCUCGAGAAGGACCUGCACGAGCUGGAGGUUUCCAUCAGCAAUGUCUAA